UGGAGGCCACUCCCGGCCUCUUAGAUCAUGAUAAGAAGCGGGAGGCAAACUUGUUUGUCUUUCUCAGCAGAGUUUUUGGCAGGGGAGGACAUCAAUCUCUGGUUUAAUAAAUGGAGAUGACAAAGGAUGAAUUCAAGGAGGUGGACUGGAACCAGAUUUACGAGGAUGAGACCCCACCUGCACUGGACUUGGAGACGGCACUGGAGGAAUGUAACCUCGCCCUCCAUCUGUUUCUGAACAACAGGUUCGCCGAUGCUUUGGCUUCAUUAGAACCUCGGAAGAGUCAAAGCAUGUAUCAUGCUAUGGGCUACAGCAGUAUCUUACUGAUGCAGGCUGCUAUGACCUUUGACCCCAAGGACAUGGACGUUGCCAUGACAUCGAUGAAGGAGGCUCUGCACACCUGUCAGCGAUUUCGGAGGAAAACUGGAAUAAUGGAGAGCUUGGCCAAUUUUUGGCAUGGACAACCUGAGGACAAUUUGACAGAGGAGGAGAUGCACGCUGAGCUAUGCUACGCUGAGGUCCUGAUGCAAAAGGCAGGGCUCACUUUCCUGGAUGAAAGCAUAAUCAGUUUCAUCAAAGGAGGGAUGGGAAUGAGGAACAGUUAUCUGAUAUACAAGAAUUGUCAGGACAUGGAAAAUGCUAUGGAAGCGGCAGAAAAAGAGAAGAGCACACACAUUCAUUUUCGAGGCGGUGUAAACAUGGGCAUUGGAUCAUUCAACCUGAUACUGUCCAUGCUACCAUCCAGAGUCCUCAGACUCAUGGAGUUUCUGGGCUUCUCUGGAGACAGGGAGCUGGGUUUGGCGCAGCUGAGAGAAGGGGCGGCAAGCAACAGCCUGCGUUCCAUCCUCAGCACCUUGACUCUGCUCAUGUUUCACCUCUAUAUGAGUGUGAUUCUUGGUGAGAAAACGUUUCUCUAUGUGAAGUUGAUUUUUUUUGCUGGAGAUGGUGAAGUUAAUCUUCGUUUUUCCCCAGGUACUGGUGAAGGAAACCUUCCUGAGGCUGAAGCUCUGCUUAAACCGUAUGCUGAGAAGUUUCCAAAUGGAGCCCUGAUGCUCUUCUACACCGCCAGAAUCGCUGUGCUUAAAGGGAACUUCACAUUCGCUCAGGAGAAGUUCCUGGCAUGCAUAGCAACCCAGGAAGAGUGGCGUCAGAUUCACCACCUGUGCUACUGGGAGCUGAUGUGGGCAUACUCUUUUGAACAAAACUGGGUCGAGGCGUAUCGAUACGCCGACCUGCUCUGCAAGGAGAACAAGUGGUCCAAGGCCACAUAUGUGUUUCAGAAAGCAGCUAUCUUAAGCAUGCUUCCAGAGGAAGAAGUGGACAAGCUGGGAGAAAAUGUAGUGGAACUGUUCAGGCAGGUGGAAGGGCUCAGAUUAAGAAUCGCAGGAAAAUCGAUUCCCACCGAGAAGUUCGCCGCAAAGAAGGCCCAGAGAUACUCCUCCCCGAUCCCUCUGAAGCUUGUGGUCCCUGCUUUGGAAAUGAUGUAUGUGUGGAACGGCUUCACAGUAGUCGGAAAAAGGCCAGAGCUGACCGAGAACAUCUUGUCGACACUGGAGAAAGCAGAAGAGAAUCUCAGGAACGAUUCAGCGCCGACAGAUUACCACAUGGAUGACCUGUGCGUGGUGCAGCUGCUGAAGGGGCUGUGUUUAACGCAGCUGGGACGCCUGGUUCAGGCUGAGAUCUGCUUCAAUUUCGUCAUCUCCAGUGAGAAGGAAAUAAAGCACGAAACCUAUCUGGUACCAUUUACCAUGUAUGAGCUGGGUUUGCUGCACAAGCUGAAAGGUGACAUUAAUAAGGCCAUCACAGUCAUUGAAAAUGCAAAGAACAACUACAGGGACUACAGCAUGGAGUCCAGGCUGCACUUCCGCAUCCAUGCGACCCUCAACACCAUGGGCUCGUUCGAAGCCAAACUUCCUCCUUCACGUACGCCGGCUUGAAAGAUUGGAAGAUGGGCAGAGCUCAUACCUAAAACUGUACUCCAAAUCAUCUCCAAGUCAACUCUGAAUCCACACCCACUCAUUUUAGAGUUGCACCUCUGUUUUAUUUACAAAUAUUUGGAUGUAAAAAUGUCACUGAAUAAUGCUGAUGUAUAAUAUCUACAAU
Cyprinodon tularosa is the source of this 2103-nucleotide messenger RNA. RefSeq names its product tetratricopeptide repeat protein 39B-like. Gene Ontology annotation, molecular function: protein binding. NCBI's taxonomy places the organism in Eukaryota, Metazoa, Chordata, Actinopteri, Cyprinodontiformes, Cyprinodontidae. The record is from RefSeq and is a predicted model, not a curated record. The transcript has 16 exons. Bases 111 to 1937 code for a protein of 608 amino acids.